CCUCUGAACGCAGCAUCACGUUUUUACGUCAUUACGUCACUGCGUCGUCCAGCCCUUCUUCUGUGAGCGUCUCUGAAACACAGACAUCAUGGCGUCCCUAUCGAUGGCCCCGGUCAACAUCUUCAAACAUGGAGCAGAUGAAGAGAAAGCUGAGACGGCUCGCCUGUCGUCCUUCAUCGGUGCCAUCGCCAUCGGGGACCUGGUGAAGAGCACUCUGGGCCCAAAGGGGAUGGAUAAGAUUCUCCUCGGUGGAGGUAAAGGCGGUUCGGUGACGGUGACGAACGACGGAGCGACGAUCCUGAAGGCCAUCGGAGUCGACAACCCGGCCGCCAAAGUCCUGGUUGACAUGUCGAAGGUUCAGGACGAUGAAGUCGGAGACGGGACGACCUCCGUCACGGUUCUGGCUGCUGAGCUGCUGAGGGAGGCUGAGCUGCUGAUCGCCAAGAAGAUCCAUCCUCAGACCAUCAUCUCUGGCUGGAGGAAGGCGACUCAGGCGGCCAGAGAGGCUCUGAGGGAGGCAGCCGUCGACCACAGCAACGACCCGGCCCGUUUCCAAGAGGACCUGCUGAACAUCGCCAGGACGACGCUGUCCUCCAAGCUGCUGACUCACCACAAAGACCACUUCUCCAAGCUGGCCGUGGACGCCGUCAUGAGGCUGAAGGGAUCCGGGAACCUGGAGGCCAUCCACAUCAUCAAGAAGCUGGGCGGCAGCCUGACCGACUCCUACCUGGACGAAGGUUUCCUGUUGGACAAGAAGAUCGGAGUGAACCAACCGAAGAGGCUGGAGAACGCCAAAAUCCUGAUCGCCAACACUGGCAUGGACACCGACAAGAUUAAGAUCUUCGGCUCCAGGGUUCGCGUCGACUCGACAGCAAAGGUUGCAGAGAUCGAACUCGCAGAGAAAGAAAAGAUGAAGGAGAAGGUCGACCGAAUCCUGAAACACGGCAUCAACUGCUUCAUCAACAGACAGUUGAUCUACAACUACCCAGAGCAGCUCUUCUCUCAGGCUGGAGUCAUGGCCAUCGAACACGCCGACUUCGCUGGUGUCGAACGUCUCGCUCUGGUCACUGGCGGUGAGAUCACCUCCACCUUCGACCAUCCUGAGCUGGUCAAACUGGGUCACUGUAAGCUGAUCGAGGAGGUGAUGAUCGGAGAAGAUACGCUGAUCCACUUCUCUGGCGUCGCUAUGGGUGAGGCCUGUACCGUCGUCCUUCGAGGAGCGACUCAGCAGAUUCUGGACGAAGCCGAGCGUUCGCUGCACGACGCCCUGUGUGUUCUGGCUCAGACGGUGAAGGAACCUCGGACCGUCUAUGGAGGAGGCUGCUCUGAGAUGCUGAUGGCAAAGGUGGUGACUGAUCUGGCCAAUAGGACACCAGGAAAGGAGGCGGUCGCCAUGGAGUCGUUCGCCAAGGCUCUGAGAAUGCUGCCGACCAUCAUCGCAGACAACGCUGGCUACGACAGCGCCGACCUGGUGGCUCAGCUGAGAGCUGCACAUCAGGAGAACAAGACCACCUUUGGACUGAACAUGUCCGAGGGCUCGGUGGGAAACAUGGUGGACCUGGGCAUCACAGAGUCGUUCCAGGUGAAGCGUCAAGUGCUGCUCAGCGCCUCUGAGGCCGCCGAGAUGAUCCUGAGAGUCGACAACAUCAUCAAAGCUGCUCCAAGGAAGAGAGUCCCCGACCACCACCCCUGCUAGACGAGGGACGAGUUAAACCGGGGAGGGAUCAGUUUUGUUAUUUAUCACCUCUUGUGUCGUUCAAGUCAAAGAAACGCUCCUCUGUCAUUUUUUCUCUGUUAAACUCUCACUGUGGACGCACUGCACAGGCUAGCCGGCUAAUGCUAACCAGACGUGGCAAGUGUCAGCUACCCCGCUAAUGCUAGCAGGACUGAAGCUAAUCUUGUCAACAUAAAAUUUGGUGUUGUCAGAGUUUGAGAUACUAACAUCAGCUGAGGAUACAGCUUGUUAUGGUAUCGUUAGCCGCUAGGUGCUGCCAACAACGUUAAGAAAGCAAGUUUUUUUUUGUUUACUGAAAAUUAAAGAACCAAUCCUCA
This is a messenger RNA of Acanthochromis polyacanthus (spiny chromis), 2052 nucleotides long. RefSeq names its product chaperonin containing TCP1, subunit 2 (beta) (gene cct2). NCBI's taxonomy places the organism in Eukaryota, Metazoa, Chordata, Actinopteri, Pomacentridae. Gene Ontology annotation, cellular component: chaperonin-containing T-complex; cytosol. Gene Ontology annotation, molecular function: ATP-dependent protein folding chaperone; ATP hydrolysis activity; ATP binding. The transcript is spliced from 16 exons. The coding region runs from base 89 to 1696 and encodes 535 amino acids. The record is from RefSeq and is a predicted model, not a curated record. Gene Ontology annotation, biological process: protein folding.